AUGCCAAAAAGUUACAGAAAUCAUUCAAAAACAGCAAGAAAUCCUAAACGUCCCUUUGAAAAAGAACGUUUAGAUCAGGAAUUGAAAUUGAUUGGUGAAUAUGGUCUUAAAAAUAAAAGAGAAAUAUGGAGAGUCCAAUAUUUGUUAGCAAAAAUUCGUUCGGCAGCUAGAUAUUUAUUAACGCUAGAUGAAAAAAGCCCAAAGAGAAUUUUUCAAGGAGAAGCUUUAUUAAGAAGAAUGGUUCGUCAAGGUUUAUUAGGAGAAAAUGAAGAAAAAUUAGAUUAUGUAUUAGGUUUAACUUUGCCUAAAUUAUUAGAAAGGAGAUUACAAACAAAAGUAUUUAAAUUGGGUUUAGCAAAAUCUGUACAUCAUGCUAGAGUAUUAAUUAGACAAAGACAUAUUAGAGUAGGUAAACAGAUGGUUGAUAUUCCAUCCUUUUUAGUUCGUGUAGAUUCAGAAAAGCAUAUCGAUUUUGCUACUACUUCUCCAUUUGGUGGUGCUAAACCAGGAAGAGUUAAGAGAAAAACUUUGAGAAAUCAAAAAGAAAAAAAUGAGACAGAAGAAAAUAAUUAA
This is a messenger RNA of Plasmodium gallinaceum, 573 nucleotides long. Its product is annotated as 40S ribosomal protein S9, putative. Gene Ontology annotation, cellular component: cytosolic small ribosomal subunit. The transcript has 3 exons. Lineage: Eukaryota; Apicomplexa; Aconoidasida; Haemosporida; Plasmodiidae. The record is from RefSeq and is a predicted model, not a curated record. Gene Ontology annotation, molecular function: structural constituent of ribosome; rRNA binding. Gene Ontology annotation, biological process: translation; positive regulation of translational fidelity. The coding region runs from base 1 to 573 and encodes 190 amino acids.